AACCUGGACUUCACGUAGACGAGGAAGAAGAACCUUGAAUCCGACAUUUGUUUCUUCAUUUUAAGCUAAACCUCUUCACUGGUGAAAGCAAUUUGAUGUUAUGGUUCCAAUGGAAACUCAAGAAGUUACAGAUUCUUUACCAAAAGCGCAGAGUAAAUCGGGUAGUACUCAACUAGAUGGGCCUGGAAUGGUGUCUUCAGCAAAUAUACCUGAGGUUUUGACUGAAGAUAUGGUUUGUGACACAGUGAUGCCACCGGUUUCAGUUUCCGGAGCUGCUUCCUUAGAGUUACCUUUGAAUGUAGAGGAAGCGCCGUUGAUUAGAGAAGAAAGUAAUAGAACAAGUCAUGAUGCUGAUGCCAUUUUGGUUCAAGAGUUUUCGAGUCGUUUUCCAGACCAUGCCUCUAUAUUAGAUAUUCAAGGUUCUGCUAGAUCAGAUCAGAGAGCUCAAGGUACGGGUUGUCCACCAUCUUCGUCAGUUCCCGUCCAAAAUAUCACAACAGCAGCGGAGCAUUGGACUUCUACAUCGACUCCUUUAGUUAACCAUUCAGAGGAUGUCGUUGAAGGUGGUGUUCAGCCUCCUAACGUCUUACAUAGCAGAUUAACAGUCAAUGCAUCAGCGGUUACGUCUCUUCCCAACAAUCAUAUGGGACAGAGUCCUCGGUUACAUUUAUCUUCGUUCAGUGACAUAUGUGACCACGAGCUGGAGAAGCUGAGCAGAGAACAAGGGACCUUACUGAAAAGCUUUGAAGAGACGACAUUAGAGUUGAAGGCUGAACUCGAGAGGAAGAUGGCGGAAGCACGCAGUGAGUAUGAUAGGAAAUCCCAAGAGGUAGAUGCUGCGUAUAACGCUCAAGCGAAGAAGAAUGAAGCGUUAAGGAGUUUGGUUGUUAUGAACAGUCUCUUGGCGAAUGCUUACAAGUCUACUUGUCCAGUGAAGAGUGCAGCCACUGAUACUGCUACCGUAAGAGCACCCAGGAGCUCUCAACAUUCAACGCAGCAGCAGCAAGCAGUGCAAACUAACAGGCAUAUGAAUUCAACUGCUCCUCCUCGACCCUCAGUCACAGCAGCUGAACCUAUGAAUUCGGCUGCUCCUCCUCGACCCUCAGUCACAGCAGCUGAACCUAUGAAUUCAACUGCUCCUCCUCGACCCUCAGUCACAGCAGCGGAAGCUACACCUCCAAAUCUUUCAGCUCCUCUCCCGCACUGCAACACUCCUCAACCAAGUCCAAUAUCUCAGCAAGCAGCAGUAGAAUCAAACACACAGAUGCAAUCAACCGCCCUUCCUCGACCCUCUGUUACAGCAGAAGCUCGUCCUUUACAUCAACCACACAGCAACACGUCUCAGCCAAGACCAAUACCACAACAAGCAUUAGCACAAUCCAACACAAAUAUCACUUCAACCGCCCUUCCUCGACCCUCAAUCACAGCAGAAGCUCGUCUGUUACAUCAACCACACAGCAACACGCCUCAGCCAAGACCAAUACCUCAGAAAGCUUUAGUACAAGCCAACACAGAUAUCAAUUCAACCGCCCUUCCUCGACCCUUAGUCACAGCAGAAGCCCCUCCUUUACAUCAAUCAAGCUGCAAGGCUCCUCAGCCAAAACCAAUAUCUCAGCAACCAGCAGUACAAUCCAAGACGGAUAUCAUCAAUUCAACCGCCCUUCCUCGACCCUCAGUCACAACAGAAGCCCGUCCUUUACAUCAACCACGCAGCAAAACGCCUCAGCCAAAACCAGUAUCUCAACCACCAGCAAAACAAUCAAACACAGAAAUCAAUUCAACUCCCCAUCCUCGACCCUCAGUCACAUCAAAAGCUAUAUCUCUGCAAUCACCGCCCUGCAACACACCUCAGCCAAGACCACCGCCUUUAAUCUCCAACCAUACUCCAACUUCUUAUCAACCAGCUUCUGCUCCACCAGUGCAUGGUAUAGCGCGAAGGACCAUGGCACCUCAUUUAAGAUCAUCUCGAGCUCCCAACUCUGCUGCUGCACCAUCAACAUAUCCAAGGUUGGCUCAAGAACAACAAAAGCAACAACAAAAGAAGUCAAACAGUAGCUUGGUCUAUCUCUCAGAUGACGACUAGUGACAAAUCUUUGGGAGUAUAUAACAUCAGUAUAUAGUUUUUGAAGUUUCUCUUAAGGGAAUAUAUAAGUUCGAGAGGCCCUUUAAAACAUUUGAGAAUGCCUUGUACGAAGGAUCAUUUCGAAUACUAAUUUUUUGGAGAAUAUCAAGUAAGUUAACUAAAAUAUUUUUCACAAAUUUGCAGUUUAAUCAAAAUUUAUUUACAU
Arabidopsis thaliana (thale cress) is the source of this 2288-nucleotide messenger RNA. Its product is annotated as ATP-dependent helicase family protein. The record is from RefSeq and is marked reviewed. The transcript is spliced from 6 exons. Gene Ontology annotation, biological process: heterochromatin formation. Lineage: Eukaryota; Viridiplantae; Streptophyta; Magnoliopsida; Brassicales; Brassicaceae. The coding region runs from base 101 to 2083 and encodes 660 amino acids.